Molecule: messenger RNA, 2157 nt
Organism: Pichia kudriavzevii
Lineage: Eukaryota; Fungi; Ascomycota; Pichiomycetes; Pichiales; Pichiaceae
Exons: 1
Coding region: 1-2157 (718 amino acids)
Biological process (GO): mitochondrial RNA 5'-end processing
Cellular component (GO): mitochondrion; mitochondrial envelope
Source: RefSeq, a predicted model, not a curated record
AUGUUGGCCAUACAUAAACGUCGCACAUUAGAUUUUUACUAUAAGUCCAGAUAUGUGAUAGAAUAUGUUCGUUUUCAGUCGACUGAGUGUUCUGAUACUGCACAACUAGAUGCAAAUGGUGCAGUCAUUUCACAUUUAGCGGAGAAAUUGAACAAUGAAACAACGGAAAGGGCAAUCAACCCGGUCACACCAGUAUCCACCGGCGUAGUUAGAGGCAGUAUACUUCCACAGUACGUUUCUCUGAAGAAAUACAACGAUUCUCAGGAUUUGAUACCAAGAUUGUCACACAAGCUCGAUAGAACGUUAUUCUCACCGGGUGUACAUUAUUUACAAGAUCCACGGACACAUUUUACAAAUUUUGAUGCUUCUCUAUUAAGCAUACCACAUCUGAAUGAAUUGAAUAUGGAUAAAAUCAGUAAUUUUAUCCCGUCUUCACGUGAUACAAAACUAUUAGACAUAUCGAAAGACUUAAACUCCAAUAAAACAGGUAAACAUUCAGUGAAUUUUUUUUCAUCUACAUCAUCAAUGACUGGAGUUUUAACCAAGUUUCAUAAAUUCUUGAGUGGAAAUAGACCUAUCAAUACAGGUAAUUUUUCUAAGGUUUUCCCAUCACAGACUACUUUUACUAGUACAAUUGAUGUACCUACUUCAUUAGUGGUGACACCCAAAGAUGAAGAUGCAACUACAUUUUCUAUUGAUGCAGAUAGAUCUACUGAUUCCGAGAUCACACUAUCUGUUCUAGGUAAUGCAUUAGAAUUGAUGCUUACCAAAAAGCCCAAAGAGUUCAACAAGUACUUGAAAUCCUCAAAACUUGAACCAGAAGCUGAUAAAUCGGCGUAUCAUUAUGCCAAGAUUGGUAAAUUCUUAAUUAGAUCGCAGCUAGAUGCGUUUCAUCAGAAUUUACCUGGAAGGGGUACCUUUGAUAUUAAAACUAGAGCAGUCUGUGCGAUUAGAUUUGACCUAGCACACACUGAUUACUAUCCAACGAAUUAUGAGAUUGUGCGUACCCACGGGUUAUUUGAAAGCUUUGAACGUGAAUUAUUUGAUGCUGCCAGAAUUGUUAUGUUUAAGUAUGGACUACAAGCAAGGCUGGGAAAUAUGGACGGUAUUUUUAUGGCGUUCCAUAACAUCAAGAAGUUUCUUGGCUUCCAAUAUCUUCCACUUUCCGAAAUUGAUAAUAUUUAUUUUGGAGAUAUUUCAGACGAAUUCACUAGGUAUGGCGAGAAUGUACUAGUAAAAACCGGUAGCGACUAUAAUAAGAAGGGUGGAACUAAUACAGAUGAUAAGUCCAACAAAGCUGGUGUCAGUAAUCAAGAAUUUCUGUCAAAUAUUGUUAAUGACAUAGGAAACCAUUUUCAAACGAAGAGGGAGGCAUUAUCAACGUACGUUGCUAAUAAAGAAUUGAGAUUCUCUAUGAAAUUACUGGAGAAUUUGAUGGAUGUAAUAUUAAAGGAUACUGGAGGUGUGCCAUUUCGAAUGAUCUUCAAAAAAAUGAAGGGUAAGAAAGCUGCAGGUAUUGAGAGUCGGGAGGAUGAAAUUUUUGAUGAUUCUUCCCCGUUCAACGAGAAAUCCAGUGAUGGUAGGAUGGUUGUAAUUGUGAAUACCCUCACUCCGGAAGAACUGACUGAACUGCAAAUGUUAUCCAAUGAAAAAAUUGAAAAAAGUAAAAUCCUACUAAAGAAUUCACAAGAUGAAAAGAUGAGUACGACCGCCAGAAUCAAGUUUUUCUCUAAAUAUGCAUCUGAGUUCAAGGGUAAGUUUUUCAGAUUAAAUAAGCAGAUAUUGAAGAAUAGUAAAUCCAAUGGAGGAUUUUUUGGUUACGAGAUCAACAUCCAACACUUCUUCAACGACAAACCAAGCUCGGAUAAGUAUCCAAUGCCAUCAGUUGAUAUACUGGAGGAUAAAAAAUACAAAUGGGACAUUAAGUACUCAGUUAAUAAGAUAAACGAAGAGGCAGAUUUAGUUUACUUAUUCAAUAAGUUUGUCAGUAAUAUUGGAUACUCUGCGUUCCGCUCAAGUGAAAGUGAUGCUAAUGUUGAUGUUUACACAGAUGAUGGAUAUGUGCAGAUUGAUGAAAAUGCGUCCGAACUACAAAACAUAACAAGGGCAUACAGCGCAAGAGCAUUGAAACGUAAGUCUUUAAAAGUUAAAAAAUGA